Molecule: messenger RNA, 1654 nt
Organism: Gadus macrocephalus (Pacific cod)
Lineage: Eukaryota; Metazoa; Chordata; Actinopteri; Gadiformes; Gadidae
Exons: 2
Coding region: 66-1103 (345 amino acids)
Source: RefSeq, a predicted model, not a curated record
CAUUACAUGACCGUCUGCUGAUAUUGGGUGAUUUCAAUAUCCAUGUCUGUUGUCCAGGCAGACCCAUGGUCAGCGAAUUCUGCCACGUCCUGGAUUCCUUCAGUCUUCUCCAGCACAUAGACAAGGCUACUCAUGUACUCGGACAUACUCUUGAUCUUAUUCUCUCCUAUGGGAUUUUUAUUGACAAAUUAAACAUCGAGGACGCAUCGUUCUCUGAUCACAUGCCUAUUGUGUUUGAUGUCACUCUAUCUAACCCCAUGUGUACAGUUAGAACCCCAGGCCGUUUUUCCCGUUAUAUUAACUCCCACACUGUAAUCCAGUUCUCUGAAAUGUUAAAAAAAACUGCAUUCUCAACUGCUGAUAGGCUUCCCUCCAACCCAGAUGAAUUGAUUUCCCUCUUUCAUUCCUCUUGCUCAGACAUCUUAAACUCUGUAGCCCCCCUUAAAUACAGGCGGCCCAAACUGACAUCCCAACAGUGGUUGGAUGAACCCACCCGCUCUUUUAGACAGGCCUGUCGACAAGCUGAACGAAGGUGGAAGAAAGACCAUCUUACUGUUUCUUUUGACAUUUUUAAAAAUGCAUUGGUGACUUAUCAGGCAGCAGCCAAAAAAGCCAGAGCCAAACAUUUCUCUGAUAUUAUAAAUAAACAUUCCCAUAGACCCCAAAUUCUGUUUGGUACCAUAAACUCCAUUAUCAACCCCCAUGUAUCCCCAGAUGCUGACGCAUCCACUGACAUCUGUGAAAAAUUCUUAACAUUUUUCACUGAGAAAAUUGAAAACAUCAGAUCCCAGUUUAACCCCUCCCCAUCUGACAUUACGCCUGGCUGUUCAGGUGCUACAGUCAUUUUUAACACAUUCAAACAAGUUUCUUUAGAGGAGCUUAGGGAGAUAGUCUCACAUAUGAAACCCACAUCUUCCCCUCAUGAUGUUGUCCCCUCCCAUAUCAUUAAGGACACUUUUGAUACAGUUGGCCCAAGUAUUCAAAACAUCAUUAACUCCUGCCUAGCUUCUGGCACAGUCCCUUCAUGUUUUAAGCAUGCAGUCGUCCAGCCUCUGCUUAAAAAACACAACCUGGAUGCUAAGUGUAACUGCAACCUUUUUUAGAUUUAAAUGAAAUAUUAGAACCUCUUCAGCCAGGCUUUAAAACUCUCCAUAGCACUGAAACAGCUUUGUUAAAGGUGACAAAUGAUCUGUUACUCACAUUAGAUUCUGGUGAAAAUGCUAUCCUGGUUUUAUUAGACCUUAGUGCUGCCUUUGAUACUGUGGAUCAUAACACUCUUCUGACCCGCCUUGAACAGUGGGUUGGCAUUAAAGGCACAGCCCUCGAAUGGUUCAGCUCCUAUCUGAAACAUAGGACUUUCUCAGUAUCCAUCAGUCAGUUAUUUUCAUCCACUGCUCCUGUCUCCUAUGGGGUCCCACAAGGGUCCAUCCUUGGACCAGUCCUCUUCGGCCUGUACAUGCUCCCGCUAGGGAACAUUAUCAGGAAACAUAACAUCUCAUUCCACCUCUACGCAGACGACUCUCAGCUGUAUCUUCCACUGAAGUCUAAGGACUCUUUACAACCUCUCCUGGACUGUCUGGAGGAUAUUAAAGGCUGGAUGGCAACUAACUUCCUUCAGUUAAACAGCAAUAAGACAGAAGUCAUGAUCUUUGGC